AUGGAUCAACCUUCGGUGGCCAGAAAGGCUCAAAAUGAGGCAGACACCAGUGACUUGGAUGUGUUCUCUUACCCCAGCUUAUCAACCCCACAAAGGCCAGGUCGUAGUGGAGUCCACGGCCAUCAGAAGUCCCAUCAUCGUGAUGGAUCUCAUCACCAUGAUGAGUUCCAAGACUUCCCUGACAAUGUCUCCUCCCACCACCGCCACACCCCCCAUCAUGGUGGAGCCCACCGCUCCAUAUCCCUUGCCCUGGAUGCUUCCCGUGGCACUGUCCUCUCCCACCAUUACAAUGAUGAGGACUUCUUUAAUGAUGAGGACUUAUUUUAUGAUGAGAACCACCGUGACAGCAGGAGACAUCAUGGUAGGCCCCACCACCAGAGUGAGUCGUACCACCAUAGGGGGUCCCACCACCACGGUGAGUCUCACCACCCUAGUAAAGUUUUCCACCAUAGUGGGCUCCAUAAUGAGUCCGACUAUGACAGUGAGGCCAGUGAGCAUAGUGCGCCCCACCACUAUGAAGCCUAUGACCGUAGCAGGCACCAUCAUUAUCAAGCCCCCGACCACAGCACACCCAGCGAGCACCACCACGGCGCACGUCAUCUUCAUUACUCCCACAGUGAUCGUCACUAUGGGGAGAACCGUCACGGCAGCUCCCAAGUCUUUGGCCCACACAGUCCCCGCAGCAAGGCCAGGGUCAGCUCACAACACUCUCGCGCAGCAGCCGUUCAACCUAGUGUGUGCAAAGUGGACGUGGCCGGCAGCUUGACUCGUUCCCGCAGUACAGUUCAGCCACAUACCUCCAGGAGCUCCAACAAAGUCCAUCCUCAGGUUUCCUCCUCUAAAACCUCAGAAACCUUGGCUAAAGAGGCACGGUUUCAGAAGCACAAAACUGGCAGAGCCCACAAGAAGCAGCACAAUGUGGACUUGUGGGAAAAAUUAAGCCAACUCUUUCAUGGCCUCCGGGAAAUGCUCAGGAUCCUGACUGAGUCCCUGAUCUUUGAUGCCUUCAUCUUCCUUGUUGUCUGCCUCAACAUCAUCAUGCUUGUGGCCCAGACCUUCACCGAAGUAGAGAUCCGGGGUGAAUGGUACUUCGUGGCCUUUGACUCCAUUUUCCUCUGCAUCUACGUGGUGGAAGCUAUGCUCAAGAUCAUUACUAUGGGCCUCGACUAUUUUUAUGACUCCUGGAACAUUCUGGACUUCUUCAUCAUGGUCAUGGCCGUGCUGGAGUUCAUGCUCGUGCAGCUCAACUCACGCUCCUUCAAGCGCACCAUCUACAACCAAAGUGUCUUCCGGAUUUUCAAGAUCUUCAAGAGCCUGCGGGCCCUGAGGGCCAUUCGGGUCCUGCGGAGGCUCAGCUUCCUGACCAGCCUCCAGGAAGUGACCAGGACCCUAGUUCAGUCCUUGCCAUCCAUCACCGCCAUCCUCAUCCUCAUGUUUACCUGCCUCUUCCUCUUCUCCGUGGUGCUCCGGGCGAUGUUCCGCCACUCCGACCCCAAGCACUUCCAGAACAUCUUCACCACCAUCUUCACCCUCUUCACUCUGCUCACGCUGGACGACUGGUCCCUAAUCUACCUGGACAGCCGGGCCCAGGGCGCCUGGUACAUCAUCCCCAUUCUCAUGAUUUACAUCAUCAUCCAGUACUUCAUCUUCCUCAACCUGGUGAUUGCUGUCCUGGUGGAUAACUUCCAGAUGGCCCUGCUCAAAGGCCUGGAGAAAGUGAAGCAGGAGAGGGCCACCCAGAUCCAUGAGAGGCUGCUGGCUGAAUCGCUGACGGAUCUCUGCAAAACAGAGCCUGAAGAGGUGAUGAGUGAACAUUCUAAACAGAAACACCUCAUCGAGAAAAAAUUUGGGACCAUGACUGAGAAACAGCAGGAGCUCCUGUUCCAUUUCCUGCAGCUGUCCGCUGGGGUGGAGCAUUAUCAACAGAAGUUCCGCUCCCAGGCAUCCGUCAUUGAUGAGAUCGUGGACACUGCAUUUGAGGCUGGAGAAGAGGACUUCAGGAAGUGA
Molecule: messenger RNA, 2007 nt
Organism: Molossus molossus (Pallas's mastiff bat)
Lineage: Eukaryota; Metazoa; Chordata; Mammalia; Chiroptera; Molossidae
Gene: CATSPER1
Product: cation channel sperm associated 1
Exons: 12
Coding region: 1-2007 (668 amino acids)
Biological process (GO): spermatogenesis; calcium ion transport; transmembrane transport
Cellular component (GO): membrane; CatSper complex
Molecular function (GO): voltage-gated calcium channel activity; calcium-activated cation channel activity
Source: RefSeq, a predicted model, not a curated record